GAGGCUGGGUGGCGCGGGUCAGCGGGCGGGGACUGGGAAGGCCGUGCGAGGCCCCGCGAAGUCGACGUUCGGAGGCUGCGGGUCCGAGGCCCUGCACGAGGUUUGCAGAACUUCCGAGCGUCGGAGGAGCGCUCGGCGCCGGUGGGCGCACGGGAGGCGCUCCCUCAAUGCCCCCCUGUGAUCGAGGACACGAAACCCGGGACCAACAGCGAGGAGACGCGUGCGGACCCUCACGUUGGGGGCACCAAGGGCGCGAGCAUUUAUUGAACCCUUACUGUAUGCUCUGAGGGGCCAGCAUUUGUCUCCAUUUUACGGGCGAGUCCGAGGCUCGGAGACUGGAAGUGAGCUCCCCAAUAUUGGACACCUGGAGGCUCUGGUUGCAGGUCAGCGCUUCCAAGUCGGUGACAAGUGAGGGUGAGGACCACAAAGGGGGUGAGAGCCAACAGCGGCUGGAGCUGCCAGCCAUUUGAAACCGAACCACCGCAGAAGGGAAGCAGAGGGUGAAGGCCAGGCCCCGUGGGGGCUGAUGGCCGGCGGACGACGGAAUGGGCACUGGGUGCCGUGUUGGCUCUGUGUGCUGCUGAUGGUGGAGAGAGUGUCCGGGGCCAGUGGCCUGUCUACAGGGGCCCACACCAGCCCCCCAUUUCCAGCCUCAGGUGUGAACCAGACCCCCGUGGUAGAUUGUCGUGAUGUGUGUGGCCUGAACGCUUCCGACCGCUGCGACUUCAUCCGGACCAACCCUGACUGCCGCAGCGAGGGGGGCUACCUGGACUACCUAGAAGGCAUCUUCUGCCACUUCCCCCCCAGCCUCCUCCCUCUGGCCAUCACCCUCUAUGCUCUCUGGCUGCUCUACCUGUUUCUGAUUCUGGGAGUCACUGCGGAGAAGUUUUUCUGCCCUAACUUGUCAGCUAUUUCUACGACGCUCAAGCUGUCCCACAACGUGGCAGGCGUCACCUUCCUGGCGUUUGGCAACGGUGCGCCCGACAUCUUCAGCGCGCUGGUGGCCUUCUCGGACCCACACACGGCCGGCCUGGCCUUCGGGGCCCUGUUCGGCGCCGGCGUGCUGGUGACCACCGUGGUGGCGGGCGGCAUCGCCAUCCUGCGCCCCUUCACGGCCGCCUCCAGGCCCUUCCUCAGGGACAUCAUCUUCUACAUGACGGCCGUGUUCCUGACCUUCACCGCCCUCUACCGCGGCCGGGUCACGCUGGCAUGGGCCCUGGGUUACCUCGGCCUGUAUGUCUUCUACGUGGUCACGGUGGUUCUCUGCACCUGGAUCUACCGAUGGCAGCGGCGGUGGUCCCUGGCCUCCUCCAUGCCAGCUACUCCAGAGAUGCUCUCGGAUUCCGAGGAGGACGAUCGGGUGUCUUCUACCACCGCCAGCUAUGACUACCGGGAAGAGUACCAGCCGCUGAUUUUCUACCAGGAGACCACGGCUCAGAUCCUGGUCCAGGCCCUCAACCCCCUGGACUGCAGGAAGUGGAGGAACAAGCCGGCAUACUGGAGGGUCCUCAAGGUGCUCAAGCUGCCCGUGGAGGUCCUGCUGCUGCUCACCGUCCCCCUCGUGGACCCCGACCGGGAAGACAGAAACUGGAAGCGGCCCCUCAACUGCCUGCAGCUGGCGAUCAGCCCCCUGGUCCUGGUCCUGACGCUGCAGUCGGGGGCCUACGGCGUGUAUGAGAUAGGCGGCCUCGUUCCUGUCUGGGGCGUAGUGGUGAUCGCGGGCACGGCCUUGGCUGCAGGGACCUUCUUCGCCACGUCCAACAGCGAGCCCCCCAGGCUUCACUGGACCUUUGCCUUCCUGGGCUUCCUGACCAGCGCCCUGUGGAUCAACGCGGCCGCCACGGAAGUGGUGAACAUCUUGCGGUCCCUGGGCGUGGUCUUCCGGCUGAGCAACACCGUGCUGGGACUCACGCUGCUGGCCUGGGGGAACAGCAUCGGAGAUGUCUUCUCCGAUUUCACGCUGGCCCGCCAGGGCUACCCCCGGAUGGCCUUCUCCGCCUGUUUCGGCGGCAUCAUUUUCAACGUCCUGGUGGGAGUGGGCCUGGGCUGCCUGCUGCAGAUCUCCAGGGGCCACGUGGAGGUGAAGCUGGAGCCGGACGGACUGUUGGUGUGGGUCUUGGCGGGCGCCCUGGGCCUCAGCCUCGUCUGUUCCCUGGUCGCGGUCCCACUGCAGUGCUUCCAGCUGAGCAAGGUCUACGGCUUCUGCCUGCUCCUCUUCUACGUGAGCUUCCUCGCGGUGGCCCUGCUCACCGAAUUUGGGGUGAUUCACUUGAGAAGCGUGUGAGUGAAGCUGUGCGCCGGGUCCACCUGGUGGCCGGGAGGUGUCACUGCAGGCGGUGAGCUGGAAGAUGGAUGAUGCUGGAGACCGAGGCGCCUCCGGUCGAGCCCCGCGUGGGCAGGCGUGGUGGGGAGGGAGGUGUGGGCUGGACGUGGGGUCGCUCGCUUUGCUAGAGGUUCCCAGGCACCGCUGAGUGCAGGGAGGACGCUAAGCCUCCUUUCUGGGGCUUUGGAGACUGGACUUGACUGGCUGGACAACCCCAGGCAGAAGGAAGGAGACUUCCUUGAACUAUCUCGAGCCUCUCGAAGGUUGGGGUGUAGGGGGUGACUGGGUGCGUCUAGGCUGGUGUUGGAAGGACUGUGAAGUGUUCAGGGCUGGAGGCAACUAAGAGGCCCAGCCCCACCCCAUGGGUGUCCCUGCCACCUGCCUGCAUCUUCUCAGGGUUUAUGCUGCCAAACCAGGCUUAGGGACUCAGGACGGUGGGAGCCACGGACAGGGCGCCAGGGGUGCCGGGGUCCCGGGCCGUCGUGGGCUGAAUCCUAGAGCUGCACCGUCCGACAGAAUCGGAAUGGGACACAUACCUGAUUUUGAAUUUUCUAGUCACCACGUUAAUAAAGCCCAAAGCGACAGGUGAAAAUUUCACAGUAAUAGGUCUUACUGAGCCCAAAGGCUCCAAACUGCCCGCCCGUGGCUGCCACGCCGACGGUACAGCUCUAGCCUCCACCGCCGGGACCGCCCACUGGCUGAAGGCAGACUCGUGUCCUGCACCGUUUUUUCCGGCUGCAAAACCGGAGGGAAUCUGUGCCUUGUGCCUACCUCAGGGGGAGCCUGGGCUGGGGUCCCAGUGCCCCCACACUCCGGGGAGGACCAGGACCCCCCUCCCACCCCAGCACCUUCUGCCAUCAGGGCCCUGCUUCGAUUAGCAACUGAAGAAUCUGCUCAUGCCGGCAGGACAGGGAUUCAGCGGUCUUUGUUUCCAGCGAAAAGUUAUUAAAUAUUUCAAGUGUCCGGUU
This is a messenger RNA of Eptesicus fuscus (big brown bat), 3291 nucleotides long. RefSeq names its product solute carrier family 8 member B1 (gene SLC8B1). Lineage: Eukaryota; Metazoa; Chordata; Mammalia; Chiroptera; Vespertilionidae. Gene Ontology annotation, cellular component: membrane. The coding region runs from base 527 to 2284 and encodes 585 amino acids. Gene Ontology annotation, biological process: intracellular calcium ion homeostasis; calcium export from the mitochondrion. Gene Ontology annotation, molecular function: calcium:sodium antiporter activity. The record is from RefSeq and is a predicted model, not a curated record. The transcript is spliced from 17 exons.